GGAAUAGAGCUGCGCCGCGCAGCCGCCGAGGGAGACGGCCCCGCCUCCUGGGGAGCCGAGGGUCAUGAGCAUGGUGGGCGCAGUGACGGUGGAGAGCCACAUGUCGAUGAAGGACAGGUUGGCCAGGAAGUAGUACAUGGGGGUGUGGAGGUGGGAAUCCACCCGGAUCACCAGCAGGAUGAGGAGGUUCCCCACCACCAGUGGAUUGGAUGUUCCUCAAAUUAUAUAUUCAAAGAGAAAAGAAAUAAAAAGGUAUGAAGAAAUGAAGAAAACUCUGCCUGGAAAACUAGACAUCUCUGACAGAAAAAGAGCAUUUCUUCACUAUUUUCUGAGAUGCUUCUGCCCCAUGUCAGCAAGAAGCAAGACAUUUCCAUUUUUGAGGCUCUGAGAAAAAUGUGCUGCCUGAUAUGAGGAAUCACACUUCCAUCACCGAGUUCAUCCUGUCGGGAAUUCCUAACACUGAAGGGCUGGAGAGCAUGCUCUUUGUCCUGUUUUUGGCCUUCUACCUUGUCACCUUGCUGGGGAACCUGCUCAUCUUCCUCACCAUUCUGGCUUCCUCUAACCUCCACACCCCCAUGUAUUUAUUCCUGGGAAGCCUCUCAGUGUUUGACGUAUUUUUCCCUUCUGUGAGUUCCCCCAAAAUGAUGCGCUGCCUCAUGGGGCAAAACUGUGUCAUCUCUUACCGGGGCUGUGCAUCCCAGCUCUUCUUCUACCACACGCUGGGUGGCACCGAGUGCUUCCUGUACACCGCGAUGGCCUAUGACCACUUUGUGGCUAUUUGCCACCCUUUACGAUAUACAGUUAUCAUGAGCCGCAGGGCAUGUAUUGUCCUGACAUUGAACACUUGGCUGGGGGGCUGUCUACAUGGAACUGUCCUCGUGUUUCUUGUCUUUAAGUUGCCCUACUGUGGCCCCAGUGAGGUGGACAGUUUCUUCUGUAAUAUCCCAGUGGUGCUGCCCCUGGCUUGUGUGGACACCUCUCUGGCCCAAACAGUGAGUUUCACUAACGUGGGUGUUUUGACGCUUCUAUGUCUUUUCCUUAUCCUUGCUUCCUAUAGUCACAUUGUCUUUUCCAUAUUGAAAAUCAGCUCAUCAGAAGGCAGGCGUCGAGCCUUCGCCACGUGCAAUGCCCACCUGACUUCGAUCCUCUUGUUCUAUGGGCCGGUGAUGCUCAUCUAUCUGCGGCCUGCCUCCAGCCCCUGGCUCGACUCCGUUAUUCAGGUGUUGAAUAAUAUCAUCACGCCUUCCCUUAAUCCUUUGAUUUACACCUUGAGAAACAAGGAUGUCAAAUUGACUCUGAAGAAAGUGUUAAUGGAAAUGGUCCACAUUUCUGGAGCAUAAGGUUGAAGUGGGGCCCUAAAGUGAGCUUCCUCCCCUAAAUCUGUAACAAGAGAGUCCCCUUCCCCCACAACCGGUAAUGACUGCAAAGUAAACAUUAAGCCCUGAGAAGGAGGGAGUGAAACUGUGCCGUUUUAGGGAGUGAGAC
This is a messenger RNA of Choloepus didactylus (southern two-toed sloth), 1485 nucleotides long. Its product is annotated as putative olfactory receptor 10D4. Lineage: Eukaryota; Metazoa; Chordata; Mammalia; Pilosa; Megalonychidae. The transcript is spliced from 3 exons. Gene Ontology annotation, molecular function: G protein-coupled receptor activity; olfactory receptor activity. The record is from RefSeq and is a predicted model, not a curated record. Gene Ontology annotation, biological process: G protein-coupled receptor signaling pathway. Gene Ontology annotation, cellular component: membrane. The coding region runs from base 408 to 1340 and encodes 310 amino acids.